Acanthosepion pharaonis is the source of this 3126-nucleotide messenger RNA. NCBI's taxonomy places the organism in Eukaryota, Metazoa, Mollusca, Cephalopoda, Sepiida, Sepiidae. The record is from the annotation of a GenBank genome assembly.
AUGGAUUAUCUAUUUAUCUAUUUAUUUCCCUCUGUUUUUAUCUAUCUAUCUAUCUAUCUAUCUAUCUAUCUAUCUAUCUAUUUCAUCUAUUCAUAUCUAUCUAUCUAUCUGUCUAUCUAUCUAUUUAAAUCUGUUUAUAUCUGUCUUCUGUUCAUACCUAUCUAUCGAUCUAUCUAUCUAUCUAUCGAUCUAUCUAUUUUAAUCUGCUUAUAUCUAUUUGCGUCUGUUCAUAUCUCUCUUUAUCUGUUUAAUCUGUUCAUGUCUAUCUAUCUAAUUCUUCUCUAUCAAUCAAUCAAUUUGUUAAUAUCUAUCUAUAUCUAUCUAUCUAUCUAUCUAUCUAUUUCAGUCUCUAUCAAUCAAUCAAUUAUAAUCUGUUUCUAUCUAUCUAAUCAGUCUAUUCAUAUAUCUAUCUAUCUGUCUAUUCAUCUAUCUAUCUAUCUAUCUAUCUAUCUAUCUAUCUAUCUAUUUCAGUCUCUAUCAAUCAAUCAAUUUGUUAAUAUCUAUCUAUCUAUCUAUCUAUCUAUCUAUCUAUCUAUCUAUCUAUUUCAUCUAUUCAUAUCUAUCUAUCUGACUGUCUAUCUAUCUAUCUAUCUAUCUAUCUAUCUAUCUAUUUCAUCUCUAUCAAUCAAUCAAUUUGUUAAUAUCUAUCUAUCUAUCUAUCUAUCUAUUUCAGUCUCUAUCAAUCAAUCAAUUAUAAUCUGUUUCUAUCUAUCUAAUCAGUCUAUUCAUAUCUAUCUAUCUGACUGUCUAUCUAUCUAUCUAUCUAUCUAUCUAUCUAUCUAUCUAUUUCAGUCUCUAUCAAUCAAUCAAUUUGUUAAUAUCUAUCUAUCUAUCUAUCUAUCUAUCUAUCUAUCUAUCUAUCUAUCUAUCAAUAUCAUUUCAGUCUCUAUCUAUCUAUCUAUCUAUCUAUCUAAUCUCUAUCAAUCAAUCAAUUUGUUAAUAUCUAUCUAUCUAUCUAUCUAUCUCUCUAUCUAUCUAUUUCAGUCUCUAUCAAUCAAUCAAUUUGUUAAUAUCUAUCUAUCUAUCUAUCUAUCUAUCUAUCUAUCUAUCUAUUUCAGUCUCUAUCAAUCAAUCAAUUUGUUAAUAUCUAUCUAUCUAUCUAUCUAUCUAUCUAUCUAUCUAUCUAUCUAUCUAUUUCAUCUAUUCAUAUCUAUCUAUCUGACUGUCUAUCUAUCUAUCUAUCUAUCUAUCUAUCUAUUUCAGUCUCUCUCAAUCAAUCAAUUUUCUCUAUCAAUCAAUCAAUUUGUUAAUAUCUAUCUAUCUAUCUAUCUAUUUAUCUAUUUCAAUUAUAAUCUGUUUCUAUCUAUCAAUCAAUCAAUUAUAAUCUGUUUCUAUCUAUCUAAUCAGUCUAUUCAUAUCUAUCUAUCUGAUCUGUCUAUCUAUCUAUCUAUCUAUCUAUCUAUCUAUCUAUUUCAUCUAUUCAUAUCUAUCUAUCUGACUGUCUAUCUAUCUAUCUAUCUAUCUAUCUAUCUAUUUCAGUCUCUAUCAAUCAAUCAAUUUGUUAAUAUCUAUCUAUCUAUCUAUCUAUCUAUCUAUUUCAGUCUCUAUCAAUCAAUCAAUUUGUUAAUAUCUAUCUAUCUAUCUAUCUAUCUAUCUAUAUAUAUAUUUCAGUCUCUAUCAAUCAAUCAAUUUGUUAAUAUCUAUCUAUCUAUCUAUCUAUCUAUCUAUUUCAGUCUCUAUCAAUCAAUCAAUUUGUUAAUAUCUAUCUAUCUAUCUAUCUAUCUAUCUAUCUAUUUCAGUCUCUAUCAAUCAAUCAAUUUGUUAAUAUCUAUCUAUCUAUCUAUCUAUCUAUCUAUCUAUCUAUCUAUCUAUCUAUUUCAGUCUCUAUCAAUCAAUCAAUUUGUUAAUAUCUAUCUAUCUAUCUAUCUAUUUCAGUCUCUAUCAAUCAAUCAAUUUGUUAAUAUCUAUCUAUCUAUCUAUUUCAGUCUCUAUCAAUCAAUAAAUUUGUUAAUAUCUAUCUAUCUAUCUACCUAUCUAUCUAUCUAUCUAUCUAACUAUCUAUCUAUCUAUUUCAGUUUCUAUCAAUCAAUCAAUUUGUUACUAUCUAUCUAUCUAUCUAUCUAUUUCAGUCUCUAUCAAUCAAUCAAUUUGUUAAUAUCUAUCUAUCUAUCUAUCUAUCUAUCUAUUUCAUCUCUAUCAAUCAAUCAAUUUGUUAAUAUCUAUCUAUCUAUCUAUCUAUUUCAUCUAUUCAUAUCUAUCUAUCUGACUAUCUAUCUAUCUAUCUAUCUAUCUAUCUAUCUAUCUAUCUAUCUAUUUCAGUCUCUAUCAAUCAAUCAAUUUGUUAAUAUCUAUCUAUCUAUCUAUCUAUCUAUCUAUCUAUCUAUCUAUCUAUCUAUUUCAGUGUGUAUCAAUCAAUCAAUUUUUAUUUAUCUAUCUAUCUAUCUAUCUAUCAAUAUUUGUUCUAUCUAUCUAUCUAUCUAUCUAUCUAUUUCAUCUCUAUCAAUCAAUAAAUUUCAUCUAUCUAAUCUAUUUAUCUAUCUAUCUAUCUAUCUAUCUAUCUAUCUAUCUAUCUAUUUCAGUCUCUAUCAAUCAAUCAAUUUGUUAAUAUCUAAUAUCUAUCUAUCUAUCUAUCUCAAUCUAUCUAUCUAUCUAUCUAUCUAUUAUCUAGUCUCUAUCAAUCAAUCAAUUUUCUAUUCAUAUCUAUCUGACUGUCUAUCUAUCUAUCUAUCUAUUUAUCUAUUUCAGUCUCUAUCAAUCAAUCAAUUUGUUAAUAUCUAUCUAUCUAUCUAUCUAUCUAUCUAUUUCAGUCUCUAUCAAUCAAUCAAUUUGUUAAUAUCUAUCUAUCUAUCUAUCUAUCUAUCUAUCUAUCUAUUUCAGUCUCUAUCAAUCAAUCAAUUUGUUAAUAUCUAUCUAUCUAUCUAUUUCAUAUCUAUCUAUCUAUCUAUCUAUCUAUCUAUCUAUCUAUCUCAUUUUGACCAGUAUCUAUCUAUCUAUCUAUCUCUAUCUAUCUAUCUAUCUAUCUAUGUUUCAUUAUCGGACUCUAUUUUACUCUUUGCAUAUCUAUCUAUCUAUCUAUCUAUCUAUCUAUCUAUCUAUCUAUUUGUUUAUAGUUAUUUAUCAUUAGUCUGUUUAUAUCUAUCUAUCGAUGUAUCUCACUAUCUAUCUAUCUAUCUAUCUAUCUAUUGA